UUUUGAACUGUUUGGACGUACUUAGCGGAUAAUAGCGGGACGAAUAGAAAUAAGAGAGGUGGAAGAAGGCCAAAAAUAGAGCCAAAACAGUCACAUAGUAGGUAAUAAUCAACUGUGGACCACUGUGUGUUAGUAGUGAUUUGAUUUUGGCUUAAAGCACACACACACACAAACACCUAGUGUGUUGCAGUGGUGAACAACAACAACGUCGCCCACACCAAUACCACCGUAACGUGUACACGUGUACACGCGUGUGUUUGUGUCAUUUGUGUCGUUUUUGGAUUUUCGGGUUUGUGACUAUUUGAGAUUAAAUGGCAUUAACAUUGGCGAAGGUGGCAUUGCUGAUGCUGGUGGUCGGUUAAUGCUUGUACAGUGUGUGUGUAUGUUAGUCGCUUCGUGUGGGUAAAAGGAUUUGCAUUUACAUAAAAUUGACACACUCACGCCACACCGCAUAUGCCUUUGUAUAUUUUAAUGUAACAAUGCGGGCCGAAAGUGGCAUUUGAGUGUGUUUUAGUGCCGCAUACGCACACGCGCCUGAAAGCAGACAACACGCAUAUGUUGCGUAUCGCCUAGCACUAUGCUACAUUGUUUCAGAGUCGUGCAGUUCUAGUUGAAGUUUUGCUGAGUUGAAGUUAACAGUUGUGCGGGCAGUAACUGUCGGUAGGGACGGUACAAAGGCGACAAAGUAGUGCGCGGUCGGGUCGAGUCGUAAACUAAGUUGCUUUGACUGCCGUAUUUUGGUAUUUUCGUCAGCAGUGCCAUUUGCCACCGUGUUUUCGCCCAUAAAUGUGCUUAUAAAAAAUUCAUGCACCAGCUCUACGAAAGGGAAAGAAUGUAGCUGAAUUGUAACGGAUAGCGCUGUGAGCGAAAGUGAAGUGCUUGUGGCCAAGGUUAGACGCAGGUGUGCUUUUGAGUGAGCAAAAGUAUUAAAAUAUACACAUACAUAAUAAUACAAAAAAGAAAAAAACGAAAAUUGAAUAAAAGGCUCAACAUUUUUUCGCCAGAGUUUUCACAAGGGUCCUAACGGCUACUAUGAAGAGAUGUGAUAGUAAAGUGUUUAAGCAUACUGUGGAAUUCAAAUGCAAAAGUGUGUAGGCAAUGUAAAUGAAAUUAAAAUAACGGUUAAGUUGAAAAUUCCAAAAUAGGUAAACAGGUUGAAAGCAAAAAAUAAAAAAAAAAUAUAAAGUGAGUGCCAAAGUGUAAAUGGUAUUACGGCGCAACAAAGGUGCUAAAUUCUAAACCGUGCUACGCUGAAUUGUGACUUAGCUGUGAGUGUAAAGCACGCAAAAAGUUUAGUUUAACAGUAAUAAAAGUCAAAAUAGCGUUUUAUAGAGCGCGCGCACUUAACUCCCUUGUUACACGCCGCCGCUUAGACAUUAUCCACCUGCGCAACAAUUAUGCUGGGCGUCUAAUGUAUUCUACGAAAUUUCAAAAAAUGCCAAAUAACUGAAACCAGAACUGCAAUAAAGGACAGAAGUUACAUAUCUACAAAAACGGUCUGAGUCGUAAUCGCUGCAGACAAAAACUAAAUCAAAGGAAGGUUCACCUAUUCAUAUGAACCAGGAUGUGCGUACUCCUAUUAACAGAAUUCAAGACACAAGGUUCCACACCCAAGUCAUCGCUGUUACUACCAUUGUUGGCGGUGCUGCUGGUCGUGCUACCGCCGCCAGCUGCCAAAGCCACAAGCGGCUUACGCGUGCCCACUUUCAUGCAGGAACCGCCGGCCCGUCUACUCUUCAGCAAUGACACCGGCACUCAGAUCAGCUGCACGGCGCAUGGUAAUCCGCCACCGGUGGUAUCGUGGGUGCUCAAGGAUGGCACGAUGGCGACACAGGUGCCGGGACUCAGAAAAAUUACUGGCAAUGGCACAUUGUAUUUCCCACCGUUUUUGGCGCAAUACUAUCGCAGCGACGUGCACGAGACGAUAUAUCGCUGUCGGGCAGCCAACGAAGCUGGUACUGUGCUGAGCCGGAACGUGCAGGUGCAAGCAGUUGUUCGCCGACAGUUUCAUGUGCACGUGGAAAACACCGAAGUCUAUUUGGGAAAUUCAGCGUUGAUCAAGUGCGCUAUUCCGGACUAUGUGCGACCAUAUGUUAAGGUGUCCAGCUGGCAUCGCGGCGAGGAGAUACUGCUGCCCGAUCUAUCAGAUGUUGCUGGACGCUAUGUGGUACUGUCAUCAUAUGGGGAUCUCUACAUCCGCUCGGUGCGCACCGAGGACAGCUUGGUGAAGUUCUCUUGCCUGGUCACAAACACACUGAAUGGUGAAAAACAGCGCAGUGAUGCUAUAAUGUUGCAGGUGAAAGAGUUGAGCAAAAAUCUAGCGCCACGAACCACUCAGAAGCCAGUUAUGGAGAUACAUGUGGAACGCGGUAAUGAUGUCCAUUUGCCAUGCAACAUCCAGGGGAAUCCUUUUCCGAUAUUCACGUGGUAUCGCGUAUCGGAUUCAUCAGCAUUGUACCCGAUUCCAUCUUCGCAGCGUGUGAUAUUGUCACGCACGCUUUUGCUUAUCAAAAAUGCUGACGAGCGGGACGCCGGCAAAUGGGUGUGCCAGGCUGCGAAUCAAUUCGGCGAACAGCGCAUCGAAAUCCGUCUGCUGGUUAACUCAUAUGUGUCGGUGCAUAUUCUGCCGCAAGUGCAAAUUGUCAACUCUGGCGGAAUGGCAAUUUUCAACUGUUCGACCACGGGUUCAGCGAUCGAUGGCGUCGAGUGGCUGCACAACGGAAUGCCACUACAGGGCAACAAUGCGCUUAGCAACGGCCGAGAGAACAUACGGUUUCUUACGAAGACAUCCUUGAUGGUGAAUAAUGUGGGGCGUCGGGACCGAGGGGUUUAUCAGUGUUUGGUGGAAAAUAGCAGAGCCAGCGCCCAAGCCAUGGCCGAAUUGAAGUUGGGCGACACCGUGCCUGAGCUGAUUUACACCUUUAUUGAGCAGAAUGUGCGGCCGGGGCCAUUAAUAUCGCUUAAGUGCUCGGCCAGCGGUUCGCCGCCACCGCAAUUCGCCUGGCUGUUGGACUCUCAACCGAUAAUGGAUGUUUCGUUGCAUCAUCGCUUCGCCAUAGGCCAGUUUGUCGAUAUGUCCGGCGAUGUGAUCAGUCACUUGAAUAUUUCGCAUGUGCGUCCAGACGAUGGCGGCCUUUACAAAUGCAUCGCCACCAAUUCGAUGGGAAGUGUGGAGCACUCGGCGAGAUUGAAUGUUUAUGGUCCGCCAUAUGUGCGCGCCAUUGGCCCUAUAAAAGCCGUCGCCGGCGAAGAUAUAAUUGUUCAUUGUCCAUUUUCCGGUUAUCCAAUAGAGCAAAUUAGAUGGGAAAAAGGACAUCAGGAAUUGACAUCAAACUCACAUUACUCGCUGUCACCGGUGCUACAGGGCGGCUAUCUUGUCAUCAAGGAUGUCGAACCGACCCGUGAUCAGGGCAUGUACACAUGCAUUGUUCGGAGCCGGGCCGGCGAGGAGGCGCGACGCGAUAUGCAACUGAAUGUAAAUAGUCCCCCAGUGAUUGAAGCCUUCAAGUUCCCCAAGAAUCUGCAAGAAGGAGGACGCGCUCAAAUAACUUGUGCCGUUUCAUCUGGUGAUAUGCCAAUCUAUUUCAGUUGGAAGAAGGAUGACAUGUCCAUAACGACAAGUUUGCAGAUUACCGAGAAAAAGGAGGAAUUCUAUUCGCUACUUGUGUUCAAGGAUAUCAGCGCAAGGCACAGCGGUAAAUACACCUGUUAUGCGAGCAAUGCGGCAGCCAAGGUGAACUACACUGCCGAAUUGCAAGUGCGAGUUGCGCCACGCUGGGCGCUGGAGCCAAUGGACACGGCCAUCAUGCUUGGCAAUACAAUAUCGAUAAAUUGCGAGGCGGAAGGAUAUCCGAUUCCAACUAUUACCUGGUUCAAAGGGCAGGGCAAAAUGUCGCAAGACUUUAAGCCACUCAGCAUGCGAAACAAUUCGCUGGUUCUUAAUCUAGCCACGGACAUUGAUGAGGGCUACUACAUGUGUCAGGCAACAAAUGACAUUGGCGCCGGCCUCAAGAAAAUCAUACGCAUCAACGUGAACGAACCCGCCCGUUUCGAGCAAGCGGCACGCAACGUUUCAUCGCGUCGCAAUGACCCUGUUAGUCUCGAUUGCCAGGCGAAAGGCGACGAACCCAUUGCGAUUUCUUGGACACACAACAACGGCCGCAUUGACCUGAACAAUUUCCGUUUUAGCAUUGCGGAAAUGAAAACGGAUAAGGGCGUCGAUUCACAGCUGACCAUUGCCCGUUCGGAUCGUCACGAUUCGGGCAUUUACCGUUGCAUUGCAGAGAACCCGUAUGGACGCGCUGAACUCGUCAUCUUUCUGGCUGUUCAAGAACGUCCCGACACGCCAUCUGUACUGGAGGUCUUUGAGGUGGGCUCACGCACCGUUAAACUGUCGUGGCGGCGUCCAUUCGAUGGCAAUUCACCAGUGCUCAGCUAUCUCGUGCAAUAUCAGCCAUUGAAGUAUCUGCAAUCACAUGCAGCACUUGGCAUAGCGGGCGGUGAUUGGAGUGGUCCAAACAUAAUCAAUGUCACUCUACCAUCGACGAGUAUUAGCCGUAGCUACGACACAGAUUUGCGGGAGAGUGCCAUUGUUGCAGGCCUGACACCGGCAACCACAUUUCUCAUCCGCAUGCAGGCAAUCAACGAAAUCGAGCGAAGCCCAUUCACCGAUCCCAUUGUGCUGAAAACGCAGGAAGAGGCUCCAACCGAAGCGCCAUCGAAUGUGCAGGUGCAGACUGGUGGCGAAAGCGAAUUGAUUGUGACAUGGCAGAUACCAUCACGUGAAUCUUGGAACGGUGAACUUAUCGGCUACACCGUUAACUGCAGCGAGGAAAAACAGAACAUCAACUACAUUAGCGUUGUCAAUAAUUCACUCAAGUCGGUGAUUGUAAGUGGUUGGGCCACCACAAAGGCAACCAUUCGCGGCUUGCGCAAAUACACCAGGUACGCGGUGACUGUGCGUGCACUCAACAGCUUCGGUUCGGGACCCUGGAGUGCGGCCAUUUUCGGAACGACAGCCGAGGGUGUGCCUGAAGCUCCGCCACAGCAUGUCAACUGCACCGCAUUGUCGUCACAAAGUCUGAAGAUAUCCUGGCUCGAACCGCCAUUGCAAUUUCAUGGUGGCGUAAUCCAAGGCUAUAAAAUUUUAUAUCGGCCAAUUGUGAAUCAAAUUGACUUCCCCGCAAAACUGGAGGUGAAGCGCACUUCCAAUCUGGAGACUUAUUUACACACCCUUCAUAAGGCGACUAAUUAUUCCCUGCGUGUGUUGGCUUAUACAGCGACUGGUGACGGUGUGUCCAGUCAACCGUUAUAUUGCCAAACAGAGGACGAUGUGCCCGACGCUCCAGCAUCUAUAAAAGCGGCCGCAUUAACGGCUGAUUCGAUACUUAUUUCGUGGUUGCCGCCAAAAAAUCGCAACGGAAUAAUUUCGCAUUACACGGUUUAUUCUCGCGAGGCUGGGCGGAAAGGACAAGCGAAAUCUCAUAUGGUGCGCGUCGAUGAAAAUGGUUAUCCGGUGACGUAUGAAGCGCGCGGCCUUGCAGAAAACCAAAUGUACGAAUUCUGGGUUUCGGCCUCAACAUCCGUUGGAGAGGGAGAACCGACAUCUGUGGUUGCGCAAGCCACAAAUACGCGUGCUCCUGCUCGGAUUGCUUCUUUUGGUCAACUAGUACGGAAAGCCGUUGGAACCGCCCUAAUUUUGGAGUGUUUAGCUGUGGGGAAUCCAACUCCGCGUGCGAGAUGGUUGACCAGAGACCGACCUGUCACAUUCAGCCCUUUCUAUGAGGUGACUAACGAAGGGAAUUUAAAAAUACACCGCGUGGAGGGCAGCCUGUCCGGAAAUUACACUUGUACGGCGAAUAAUCUGUUCGGAAGCGAUGAGAUUCAAUAUCAAGUGAUUGCCAUGCGACCACCCGCCGCCCCACAAAUCAUUGUGCAAUAUGCGUCAGCUGAUAGCAUACGUGUCAGCUGGGAUCCGCCGGACGACGGUGGUGCCCCAUUGCAGGGCUACACCAUUUCGUAUCGCAUCACAGGCGAAACAUGGGCGCAGACCGAGCUGAUGCCGGAGAACAACGCUUAUACGAUAACGGGCUUGAAGUGCGGCAAUCAGUAUAUCAUCAAGAUGUCGGCGCAUAACAUUGUCGGCGACGGCGUGUCCAGUGAGGAAAUUAAUGUCUGGACCAAGGGCAAAGCCUCACAGGCACCGAACGGUAAUGAAUUGAUCGCUACUAACGCGUCCUGUGUGAAUUUGAAGCUAUCAACAUGGAACAAUGGUGGCUGUCCCAUAUAUCACUUCUCCAUUGAGCACCGACCGCUGGGGGACAUCCGUUGGACGGUCGUCACAUCCGACAUCUCGAAUGCCGAAGAGAAUCGUGAAAAUUUAAUAUUUUGCGAUUUCCUGCCAGCCAAGUGGUAUCAACUGCGCGUUUCGGCCACAAAUGAUGCUGGCAAAACCACUGAACACUAUCAUUUCGCCACCACGAACUUGGAUGGAGUGACAAUACCACCGCCGCAGGUUUUCCCAUCGGAAAAUGAUUUGAUGAACAAUCUGAUAAAUGCAACAAAUCCCACCAACGGUGAUUGGUUUUCAACAUUAAUCGUCAUCGUCAUCAUCACUGUGGCCAUCAUUACCAUCGCUUUAACAAUUAAGCAUCGUCGCACUCUGUGUGGGCCGAUGGCCGAGGGCUACGAGUCUCGUACGCUGCCCGGUGAUUACAAAGAAGACCACGACAAUCGACGCAAUCAGCAGGUGUACAGCGCUUCUCCGGUGAAAACGGUAGAUAAAGGAAAUGAAUCAGAAAUGUAUGAGAUCUCACCUUAUGCUACGUUCAGCGUGAAUGGUGGACGUACGGGCGCUGGUGCAGGGUCCUCUUCGAAAACGCCUCCUCGCGGUGGUGUUUCCGCCUCUCCAAUGGAUUACACCAUGCAAUUUAAGACCUUCGGACAUCCAGAGGGCGAUAAUCUCAAUGCCACGGCUUAUCCGCUCUUACCGGCCAGCUCCGGAUUCGGGCAUGUCAAGUCGAAGUCCAGUUGGCACAAACAGCGCUACUUCAAUACGGAUGAUGAAUCUACUCUCAGCAAAUCGAUGACCAUGGUGGCUGGGUCUCAAUUGGGACAUUCCAAGAAGAGCGGUCGAGGUAGCAAGAGCACCAGCAGCAGCAGUGGUGGGGGCGGUGGUAGCGGUAGUGGAGUUGUAGGCGGAUCUGGCGGUGGAAUGGCUGGCGCACACUGUGAAUCGGAGUCAGAUACGAGCAUUAGUCCCAGUACGGAGUUCUCCAAUAUGCCAACCUAUAGAGUUCCUUGUAAGUCGACGCGCAGCAGCGAUGGGCGCGUAGCUGUAGGUGCGUAUGGGCGUGGCGCGCAUGCUAGUAAGCCUGUCGCUCGCUAUUUAUACACUUUUACAGAUAUGUUUCGACCAGACUCGAGCACGGAAUCCAACAAUGAGCAGGGCUCGCCGGUGGAACGACGUAUAAGUGGACGGCGGCAAUUGGGCGAGAUGGCGGGUGGCGCAGGAAUUGCAGGAGGCGGAGGUGGGACUGGAGAGAGCGACAAACGUGGGCAUCGUAGUAGGAAACAACAACAACAACUACAAUUACAGCAGCAACAACAACAGGCAAAAGAACAUCAAACGCUGGAGCGGAGAGUAUGCCCUGGAAGUAACAACAGUGUAGACAGUGAGGUUAACUUGGAUAUGGGUACCUCCUUGGCGGCCACCAUAGCCGCUGUGGCCGCGGGCGACCUGGGUUUUCGUCCACCGUCGGGUUUUACUGAUUCGCGCGAAUUUAGCGAAGCUGAAUGCGAUCGCGAGCAGCGUGCACUGGACUUGGAAGUGCAACGUGUUAUGGAAAACACCGACGGACAAUUGGCCAAGAUGGAUCGAGAGGAAUUGACUUCACUGCUAGCAAGAUACCAUGAGAAAAAGGAGCAGGAGCGCCAGGAAUAUACCAUACAUGUUUAAUAUUUUUUGGAAGUUACUCUCAUACACACACACAUAUGCAGACUCAUUUGUAUAAGUACACUGCCGAGCUAGUGAGCGCCUAAACAAAUUAACUAUUGCAUUUUACUUAAACAAACGCUGAGAUAUAGAGAAUUAAAGCAAAUUUACUACAACAAAACAGAAAACGAGCAACCCUCAAAAGCAACAAAUGCAUUUACACAUUCGGAUACAAAUAAAGGCUGCAUGCUAAGUAUCAAUUGUAACUACAUAAAUGUGAAUUGAUUUUAUUUACCAUAUAUGUAUGCGCUCGCAUAAUGCUAUUUACAUAAACAGAUACAUAUGUAAGUAUUUAAGUAUGGAAAUGUACCGCAGAUGAGCAUAUACCAUGCAGGACAGCACGAGAGCCCUCUUUAAUAUGGAUGACUUUUGUAUACCCAUCACACCUUUUAUAAAUUAUAUUUCUAAUCUGUCAGUCAAAAGUCUAAAAUUUACUUAGACAGGAAGGAGUUCGUUCAAAAGGAAGUUCUUUUUGUUUUACACAAUUUUCGCUGAAAUUCGCAUUAUACUCUGUCGUCUGUAGGAAUGAAAUUUCAUCUCAUUUCAAAUAUCUUAUUCGCUUCUAAACAUCAUGCAAACGAUUUUAUUGAGCUUUGUCAGUUUGCAGAUGUUUUUUAGCUGACCAGAGCAGAUCUCCAGAUUCAGUAUAAAAUAAAAAAUGGCGUGAGACUGGUCCACAUCGAGCGGGAAUGUAUGUAUGUGAUUGGCGUUGAAACCGUUUAGCCGGUUAUAGCCGAAUCGAUGAUAGCGCGCCAUUCCUAAGUAGGUCGCUCUCCAGUUAGUCCCUCCAACGGAGUGGAGGCCUUCCCCUUCCUCGGCUUCCUCCGGCGGGUACUGCAUCGAACACUUUCAGAACUGGAGCACUUUCGUCCAUUCGAACAACAUGACCCAGCCAGCAUAGCCGCUGUCUUUUUAUUCGCUGAACUAUGUCAAUGUCGUCGUAUAACUCGUACAGCUCAUCGUUCCAUCAUCUGCGGUAUUCGCCGUUGCCAAUGUUCUGAGGACCAUAAAUCUUGCGCAAAAUUAUCUUCCCGAAAACUUCUAGUGUCGUCUCAUCUGAUGUUGACAUCGUCCAAGCUUCUGCACAAUAAAACAGGACGGGGAUAAUAAGCGACUUGUAAAGUUUGAUUUUGGUUCGUCGAGAGAAGACUUUACUUUUCAAU
This is a messenger RNA of Zeugodacus cucurbitae (melon fly), 9156 nucleotides long. It is a transcript of the gene Dscam3, whose product is annotated as cell adhesion molecule Dscam2. The record is from RefSeq and is a predicted model, not a curated record. Gene Ontology annotation, biological process: axon guidance; cell-cell adhesion. The coding region runs from base 1565 to 7957 and encodes 2130 amino acids. Lineage: Eukaryota; Metazoa; Arthropoda; Insecta; Diptera; Tephritidae. The transcript is spliced from 33 exons. Gene Ontology annotation, cellular component: axon; plasma membrane. Gene Ontology annotation, molecular function: protein binding.